UUCUCCUGUUCUGCUGCCUGCCUUGCUGCCAGCAAAGGACAAUGGCAGGCAGCUGUGUAAAAUGAAUGUGGUCUCACACUCUGCGGUUUCCUGUUCUGGGUGGUGAUCAGUUGCCCUCAUGCCUCCUCUCAGAGAGCCCAUCAGCAGUCAGUGACACUCCCUCACCUGUGUUUCAGCCCUGCCAGUGAAACAACCACAAGAGUGUGUUGGUGAAGGGAUGUUGCCUUUCCUCACCUGCUGCUGCUACUUGCAUAAGAAGAAAAAACCCAACCCUUGCAUAUAUUUUUUUCACCUUUUCUUACCAUGGAGCAAAGCCUGCAGAGCUGGACAAAAGAUAAUUAAAUCCUGCUGAGCCAGCAGACUUGGCACAAAACCAAGAAAAACCUUGAAAUAUUGAAAGGCAUUGUGAAAAAUUGGGAAGCAUUAACCUUAGAUGAUUUUUGUGAUGAUGAGAAGAUGAAAGAUGGAAACACGUAACUGAAUUAUUGUUUGUAGAUAUGCAGCACUUCUGAAGUUAAAUCAAAGUACCAUGCUCACUGUAGUUAAAGCAGUUAAUAUUUGCCAGAUUAACUUGAGGCAUUUCGAUGUAAUGUGAAGAUAACAGUGGCACAGUAUGCUUACACAGAUAAAAUGAGACAUACUCACGUCCAAUGCUUUUCACAGAAAUACACCAUCAGCACAGUUCCUCUUUAACCUGCAAAAACCUUAUUUUACUAAUACCUUCUACGGAUUAUGUUGUAACAGUGCAGGAAGUGAUUCAUUUCAGACAUACAAAUGUAGUUAUGCUUCAAAGUGCUUUAUCACUUUUCUGUUUCAACUUUACUUACAGCAAGUGGGUAAAACUUCAGCAGCAUUCAGCUGUGUGAACUAGCCCCAUGGGCUAUGCCCACUGUGGCAGCAGAACUAUUUGUCAGCAGAAUUUCUUCUCACAGCCUACUCUUAUCAGAAGACAGAUGCGAUUACUAAGCUAAAAUGGUAUGUGAAAACAUAUGGUGUUUUGGAGCUGCUUGGUUACUGUGGAGGAUAAAUAGCUCCUGACCCUAACCAGGAUCUUUUCAUGAAAAAAGAGCGGUGUCCCUAUGCCUUAUAAAGGCAUGGGCAGGCUUAUUCCAGCGCUCAAGAAGGGGCGGUAGCGGGUUCGUGCUGCUGAGUUUGUUUCCAGCAGUGGUUGCAGGCGAAUGAAGAAGUUGAGCUGAAACUGCGAACAUCCCGGCACUUAGCGGCAAAACUCAGUCAAGAGAGGAGGAAGCAGGUGAAAUUAAAAAAAAAAAAAAAAAAAAAAGAAAAAAAAAAAAAAAAAAAAAAAAAAAANAAAUCCACUUGGUCAUGGGGAAAUCAGCUUCCAAACAAUUUGCUGAAGAAGUCUUGAAAGUCCACAAUGACUACAGGAAGAAGCAUGGAGUCCCCCCAUUAAAACUCUGCAAGAAGUUAAACAGAGGAGCCCAACAGUAUGCAGAAGAACUGGCUAACACGAGGGUCCUCAAGCACAGCUCCGAGUCUGCUAAUGGGAAUUGUGGAGAAAACCUAGCAUGGGCAUCCUAUGACCAAUCAGGAAAAGAUGUGGCUGACAGAUGGUACAGUGAAAUAAAAAAUUACAGCUUUCAAAACCCGGGGUUUUCUUCUAGGACAGGUCACUUCACAGCAAUGGUUUGGAAGAACACAAAAAAGAUGGGAGUUGGUAAAGCAUCUGCUAGUGAUGGCUCAACUUUUGUGGUGGCUAGAUAUGAUCCAGCUGGAAAUGUAGUAAAUCCAGGCUAUUAUGAAGAAAAUGUUCUUCCUCCAAGAAAAUAGCUUUUUUUUUUUAAGGUAGUCUUACUGCUUAAUGACAAGUGAACCUGGAUUUGGACCUAACAGUGUUUGAAAUUAAGCCAAAUUCAAUGAAAUCUCCUGUUUGAUACUGCUGUUCAUGUCUCAUUGUGGAGGAAGCAAUUACUUGUUGCUUGAGUCAAUCUGCACAUCAGGCCCCUGUUGUUUCCGAGGGGACCUCAAUUUAUUUGAGGAUGAACUAUAUGCAGCAUUUCUGAAGGAUAAAAUGGGCAAGAUUUUUUUUUCUUAAUUGUUUGCGUGAACUCUGUGUCAGCAUGUGAGUAAGCACAUGUUGGAUGUUUAUUUUUUUUUUAACAAAUUUAUAGCUUUCUGUAAACUGAAGAUACCAGCUUGUAAUUUUAUUAUGUAGUCCCAGCUGUCCAGUAUAUUUUGUUGCUCUGACUUUACCUCCUGCUGUUGUGGGACCUACUCUCUGCAGAUGGAAUACAUGCAAAACUUCUGUAUGAAAGGUACAGGUGUAAAACGUAGUGGAAUUCAGACCUGUGUAUUUUUAUUAAGAGGAUCUUACAGAACACUAAAAGCCUGAUGUCAAAACUGUAGCCAUCAAUCAAUCUGUAAUUAAUGCAUGAUUUAAAAAAAAAACCCAAACAUUUUUUUAAAUCCCAUUUUAGAUGCUGAUAUAUAAAAUAUGUUUGAGAUGAGUGUAUUUUAAGUUCAAAGUGUAACCUACAGUUUAAAGUAUGUACCUUGUAUUAUAAUCAAAUUGUUUACUUCCAGUGAAGAAAAAUAAGAUUCCACUUUUUUGAUAUUUAUGCAUAAAAAAGUUUCUUUGAUGGUGCACUUUGGAUUUUACUUCUCAGUAACUUAUUUUUAUUUCCUAAGGAAUAUCUUUUAAAGGUGUCAUGCUAUACAGGCAAUAACAUUCCUAAAUCAUCUCAUCUCCUUUAAUAAUCUAACAGUAGAGGUAUUCACAUUGUCAUAAUUAAGAGAUGUUUGCUCUUUAUUCAUAUUAUUCAAUAAUAGUACUAUUACACAUACUGGAUUGAUGCCUUGAAAACAGUGAAGAUUUAAUUUCCUUAAGAACAAGCCAAGCAACAAUUCUGGGGACACUCUUUUCUUUGAUUAAAUGUGGAUUGGGCCAUUUUGGCCAGGUUCAUAUACUAUGCUUCAGUUUGGGGGUUUGUUUUCUUUGUAAAAGUUUCUCUUGAGUUUUGCUGAGAUUCUGUAUGCCAUAAUCUGGUUCAUGGACAGUGCCAUUGCAGAAAUACUUCUUUUUUGUUUACACAGUUGUAAUAAACUGCACUCUUAUGGCUUGAUUGUGUGUCACUGUGAUGCUGUUUGUUACAUUUUUUGCUGUAAUCAAGAAUUUGACACGUAUCAUGAGCAACUGAAAAAUAAAUAUUUUUAAUAUUAACUACUCAA
This is a messenger RNA of Parus major (Great Tit), 3189 nucleotides long. It is a transcript of the gene GLIPR2, whose product is annotated as GLI pathogenesis related 2. NCBI's taxonomy places the organism in Eukaryota, Metazoa, Chordata, Aves, Passeriformes, Paridae. The coding region runs from base 1327 to 1791 and encodes 154 amino acids. The record is from RefSeq and is a predicted model, not a curated record. The transcript has 5 exons. Gene Ontology annotation, cellular component: extracellular region.